Messenger RNA from Entamoeba invadens IP1, 3348 nucleotides. RefSeq lists its product as hypothetical. The record is from RefSeq and is a predicted model, not a curated record. Lineage: Eukaryota; Evosea; Mastigamoebida; Endamoebidae. The transcript has a single exon. The coding region runs from base 1 to 3348 and encodes 1115 amino acids.
AUGAAAUUCAUGUUAUUUGUCAUGUUAAUGUUUACAACAAAUGGUUAUCAUUGUGAUUGUACGACUACUCAUAUAAACAACUUAUACGACUUUAAUCCUUCAACUUGUUCUGUCAAUACAAGCUCUAUAUGUUUUUCUACACUUUUCAGAUUUAACUUUAAUGAUUAUAUUUUUUUCAAAUUGAUCAUUCUUGAUAAUACUAUGUUCUAUUCUACAACCGAUCAAAUUUUUUGGAUAAACACUAAAAGUUUGACAAUCACUGAAAAUACAUCAUUGUUCUUAAUGGCAGAUUUAAACGUAAACAACAAUAUUAUUAUCGAGACUAAAGCAUCAAUGAAUAUGAUUAGAAAUUCGACAAAUUUUGGAUCGGUUUCAAUUGCUGGUAAUUUAAUUUUAAGUAAACCGGAAUUGAAUAACCCACAAAUAGUUUUGUGGAACACAUCCCAUCUUCAUCUUUCUUAUAAUCACGCUACAAAACCGAAUUUUGAAAUUGCAAAUCCAACAGGUAACACCAACUGUUUCGAUGUCAUAUCACUCAACGCCAUGUCUAAUUUGGAUACUUUAAGUAUAGGAGAUCAUAUUAUGCCUGAUAUGUUUAACUAUUCAUUCAACUUUACCGAUGGAAAAGGGUACUUAAUAUCAAACAAAAAGUUGAUUAGAUUUUGCCCUAAUACAAUUCCAUUUAACAAUGAAGUCAUUUGCACAUUAAAAAAUGUUGAUUACAAUCCAGUUGCACCAGAUACAAUGGAAGGUUCUUUUGACUAUCCACACUGCCCGUGUAACAAAGAUGACAACGUGUUAUGUAAACUCAGAUUUGUAAAUGGAAUAAUCCAAUUCAAUAUGUUAAAAUUCUUAUUAAAUAACACUGAGUUGGUGGUAAAUAAAGAUAUGAAAUUAUUGAAUUUAAAAUUUGCAAAACAAGUCACCAUAUAUGAUAACGUGGUGCUCACAGUUAAUUCGUUAUUUCUAAAUCUUGUCUUUUCAUUCACAUUUGGUAAAAUCACCACAAAUCAAAACAAAGACGAAUACAAAGAUACUGUGUUCAAUUAUUCACCUCUAUUGAAUACUUUAUAUUGUUUAGGUGACUUAAAUUACAAUUUUUCAAUUUAUCAAAACAUCACAAAUAUAAAUAUAAAUAUAAAUAGCACUGGAAAUAUAAAAAAUCUGUAUUUAUAUGAAAACACUAACGUUUUAAUUUUGAAAAACACAAUUUUGAAUAGUAUUAAUCAAGUUGAAUUUAGUGAAGACGGUAAGAGCUUUGUAUUCAUGGAAAAUGCAAGUAACAACAAAGUUAUAAACAAUUGCCAUCUCAUGGAAGUAUUAAAAACUGGUUUAAAAUGUGUUAUGUGCAACACUGCAUCUUGGCUUGAUAAUGAUAUUUGUAAUUCUCUUGUUUAUAAUUGUGAGAGGUACAACAAAAACAACGUUUGUGUGUUGUGUAAAACGGGGUUUGUUUUAAAUGAAAAAUUCGAGUGUGUUUAUUCAACAAACUGUUUAUACGGAACAACAUCCAUAUGUUCCAAAUGUCGGAACCAAUACAUAAGAGAUGAUAAUGAAUGUAUAUAUAAUGACAAGUGUCGAUACACAGAUGGAAGUAAUUGUAUUGAAUGUAUCACUGGCAAUUUACACAAUAAAUGUGAAAGUUGUACACCAAAUUGUUAUUUAUGUUCAAACAAGAAGUGUUUGAAAUGCAACGACGACUUUUUUCUCGACAACGAAAGUGUUUGUGUUAAAGAAAAUAAUGGAUUUUCAACUGGAAUAUCGACUAUUUGGUGUAAUGACGAGUUUUACAUUGAUAAUGGGGUAUGCAACAAAUGUUCAUCAAAAUUUGCAAACUCUAUAAAAUGUGACAAUACCAAUGCGAUUUCUUGUGAAGUAAAUUAUUCAAUUUCAAAUGAAAGGAAAUGCACCUUAUCAGUUUGUCAAAACGAAACAUUUAAAGAACAAAAUGGGAUGUGUACUUCUUAUGAAAACAACUGUAUAUUUGUUGUAAACAGUCAGUGUUCCGAAUGUGAGAAUAAUUACACAAUUGGUUAUAAAAAAACUUGUGUAAACAUUACGACCAACACUUUAAAUAAUUGUGUCAUAUAUAGUAAAUAUGGGUGCAUUUCGUGUAAAAUUGGGUAUUAUUUAUCCAAUGCUGAAUGUCAUCAAUGUUCUGAAAAAUGCACAAGUUGUAUUGAAAGUGAUACGAAGUGUCUUUUGUGUGUAUUUGGGUAUUAUCAAGGUGAUAAUUACACAUGUUUACCAAGCACUGAAUUGAUUGAAAAGUGUGACAAAAUAUCGAUAAUCACGGGUGGAUGUUAUCAGUGCAAAGAAGGGUAUUACCGAGUUGGAAUGGAUUGUAUUAAAUGUCUUUCAAAUUGCUCAAUAUGUAACACAAUAGACACGUGUUUGUCUUGCAAUUUGACUAAUUACAAAACACAAAGUGGAAAUUGUUUGCCACAAAACAGUAUCAUUGGGUGUGCUGUUGAAAUUACACAAAAUGGGUGUUCAAAGUGUUUAGAUGGGUAUUACACAGUUAAUAAUAAUGAAUGUGAGAAAUGUAACAACAACUGCACAACAUGCACACAACACGACAAAUGCAAUUCUUGUGUUAAAAAUAGAAUUUUAUUUGAAAAUGGAAUUUGUCUUGAUAUAUCAUAUGUAUUACAAUGUAUUGAAGUGUUAAACUCAAAAUGUUCGAAAUGCACAUUCUGGCACUCGCCUAAUAAAAGUGGCACAACAUGUAACAAGAAAGCUGUCUGGUGGGUUAUACUAUUUUGUGUAAUAUUCACAAUAUGUGUGUUGAUUAUUUUAAUGAUAUCAAUGGUUUGUUUAAUAAAAACCAUUGAAAGAAAAGUGCUUAAAUUUCAACAUAACCAAAAUACAAUAUUUAAAAUUAAUCACUCCAAUAUCAAUUUUAUAGCUAUUGGUGAUGACAUUGUUGUUAACAAAACUGGAAUUGUGUUUGGUGGUUCAGAAAAUCCAAUCAAAGUUGGUAUUGAAAGUCGUGAAUUAAUUUGUGUUGGAAAUUUGUCAAAACGACAUUUAAAAAUUCAAUUUUCGAUGACAGACAAGACUGAAAAGUACACAAUUAGAACAGAGCCACAAGUUGUAUCACUUUCAAAAAGAACGGCAGUUGAAUUUGAGAUAUUUGUAAAGCCAAAUUGUUCGUGUAAAAUCAAUGAUAGGCUUACACUUUUUUCAAAAAAUUUACAAGAUAGUUCCACAAAAAACAAUCAAAUAAGUCUAACUAUUAUUACUGAAAUGUCAACACGACUAGACCCAGACGAGUUAUAUGAAGACAAAAAACUUGGUGAAGGGUCUUUUGGUAUCGUUUACAAAGGAAGUUUUAGAAAAAUAUAG